This is a messenger RNA of Medioppia subpectinata, 941 nucleotides long. Lineage: Eukaryota; Metazoa; Arthropoda; Arachnida; Sarcoptiformes; Oppiidae. The record is from the annotation of a GenBank genome assembly.
UAAGACAACAGUUGUUAAGGGGUUUUAAUAGAAAGUAUACUAAUAAUAAAUUUUAAUUAAAUAUUUUAUAAUUAAAUUAUUGUUUUCCACUUUACCAAGGAUUGAUAGCAUAAAUGGCGUUACACCACUCGGAUAUGGUGAUACUGGCGGGCAAUUCGCACCCACAGUUGGCCAACUCGAUUGCCGCACGACUGGACCAGAAGCUGGGCUCGUGUUCGCUAUACCACACAUCUAAUCGCGAGUCUGUUCUGGCGAUCGGCGAGUCUGUGCGCGCCCGAGACGUAUACCUCAUACAGACGGGCGGCCGAGACGUUAAUAAUAAUAUAAUGGAGUUAUUGAUUAUGGCCUACACUUGCAAGACAGCGGCCGCAAGCAAUAUCAUUGGUGUCAUACCGUAUCUGCCAUACGGUAAACAGUCCAAAAUGCGCAAACGUGGUGCUAUUGUUAGUAAAUUAAUGGCCAAAAUGAUGUGCAAAGCGGGUUUCACUCAUAUUAUCACAGUUGAUAUGCAUCAUAAAGAGGCACAAGGAUUUUUUGAUAUCCCGGUGGAGAACCUGCGGGCGUCUCCAUUCUUGUUGCAAUAUAUUCGUGAGAAUAUAUCGGAUUACAAGAAUGCCAUAAUAGUGGCCCGAUAUCCCGGUGCCGUACGUAAGGCCACGGCAUACGCCGAGCGACUCCGCGUCGGUAUAGCCGUCAUUCACGGCGAACACAAAGAGGCGGAAACGGACGAAGUGGACGGCCGUACGUCACCGCCGCCCGCGCCCUCUGACUCGUCGGCUACAGAGGCGGCCAGUGUUGGCGCGAGUGUAGGGAUGGGCAGCACUUCUACCGAUCGCUACAAUUGGGACGGUUUGCCCCAACUGUUGCCGAAGGAGAAGCCGCCNCUCUCUCUCUCUCUCUCUCUCUCUCUCCACUCAAAUAUUCUAAUUAUCCAAAGUUAA